AUGUACAGCACCGGAAAAUUCCUGACAAUUUUAUUUGUUGUCGUCAUCGCUAUUAACGACGUGGCUGGAGUCAAUAAAAGAAAUCGACGGAGAUGGUUUCUGAGAAAACGGCCUAUUGCAAGGGAAGCCAAUGUGAUUGAAGCAGAAGCGGCCGGAAGAUCUGAAAUGUUCUCUAACAUAAAUGAGGCACAAGUCGUCGACUUUGUGGGCAGAGAUGAAGGCGAUAAUUCAGCCGUUGUCUUUGGUGCCGAGAAAAGCGGGGUUUAA
Molecule: messenger RNA, 267 nt
Organism: Ixodes scapularis (black-legged tick)
Lineage: Eukaryota; Metazoa; Arthropoda; Arachnida; Ixodida; Ixodidae
Exons: 3
Coding region: 1-267 (88 amino acids)
Source: RefSeq, a predicted model, not a curated record